AUGGGAUUCAAAAGGGCAACACUACUUCAAGCCUUACUGCUAAUCUGCUUCAUAACUGUGAUAGCCCUCGUAUGGUCAGGUAACGAUGCAAGUACCACAAACUCUAAAUGUAGCGAGGCUGAUUCCAAGGAUCUGACAGUUGGAACCAACGCAAAUCAAGUUUUGGACAGUAAACACGAUGCGCCAUUUACGAUUGUCAGCGGCGCAAGUGCCAAUCACUUCUGUGCCUUAGAAGCAUUUUUGUAUUCAUUACACCAACUUAAAGACGAAGUCCACCCAUCACAAUUCCCACGCAUCAUCGUUUAUAAUAUUGGCGUCAACGGCUCACAAUACCCUGUUCUAGAAGAACUUCAAAAAGCCAAUUAUUUUGACGAACUGUACGAUUUUGACUUCCCUGCAUAUCCUGAUUUUUGGAAUAUUCGGGCAGCCCGUGGUCAAUAUGCUUGGAAAGCCGGCAUUAUCAAUGAGAUACAAAGAAAGCAAAAAGGAGUAGUUCUCUGGAUGGAUUCUGGAAACGUACCCAAUGCUGAAUUUCUACGCACUAUCCCCAACAUUGUUCGAAAGCAAGGUUUUUGGUCACCACGAUCCACAGGAUUUAUGGGAGGAAAGCUCAUUCACCCUGGUAUGUUCGCUUGGUUCGAGGCCAAUGCGGCGGACUACAAAGAUUUCGCCAACUGCAACGGUGCCGCACUAGGAUUCAACCUUGAUGACCCCCGAGUUAUAAACAAAUUGGUUGUACCAUGGUUUGAAUGUGCUUUAGAGCUGAAUUGUAUAGCGCCACUUGGAUCAUCGCGCAGUAACCAUCGACAAGACCAAGCUGCUAUUACCUUCUUAGCAUAUCGAUCGGGCUACAGCUGUUACGAAUAUCCAGAGUUUCACGGCAUUACGAUACAUCAGGAUGUAAAAUGUCGUGAAAGGCUAGGUGUACAAGCUUCUCAAGGCAAAUUGAUUCAUCCAUCUUCAUACGGUAAAUUAUAUGCUGCAUAA
Messenger RNA from Umbelopsis ramanniana AG, 987 nucleotides. RefSeq lists its product as uncharacterized. The record is from RefSeq and is a predicted model, not a curated record. NCBI's taxonomy places the organism in Eukaryota, Fungi, Mucoromycota, Umbelopsidomycetes, Umbelopsidales, Umbelopsidaceae. Bases 1 to 987 code for a protein of 328 amino acids. The transcript has 2 exons.